AUGGAAGCGCAGAGUUUAAUGGAACUGGAGCAGCCUCAGGAAGAUAACGUGGAGCACCAGUACAUGUGCAGCGAGUGCUACCAGCUUUUUAACACCCUGGAGGAGGUGCUGAUCCACCAGGAGAUUCACACGGUCCAGGAGAGCGAGGAAGGGGAGGUGGUCCGGUGCGAGCAGUACCAGUGCCUGGAGUGUGGCUCCAUCCUCGUGGAUUCCGAGGAGCUACUGCUGCACCAGGAGAUGCACAUGCGUGAGGCUGAGCAACAAGAGUUGUGUGAGGCUGCGGAGACCGAAGAAAGUUGUUCUCAGCCACCCCAAGCAGUCCAGUACCAAUGUCUGGACUGUCUGGCUUUGUUUGAUUCGCCCGACACGUGGUUGGAACACCGCAAAAGUCACAGCAGCAGCACGACAAGCAUCCACGCUGAGACGACGGAAUACAUUAUCCAAGCGGACGGCACCGUGGCUCCUUUCAACAACAUGCAGAACUUUGUGCUAAGUGAGCAGCAAGCUGGGGAGAUCUUGGCGCAGGUAUUGGCUCAGCAGCAAAAGAAGAAAAGCCAGCCAGUCUCCAAACCCGCCGUUCGCCCUUCCCUUCUCCCUCCGGUGACACCUGCCCCCGGCUCGGCCACCAUGCAUCUUCAGAUCCUGACGGCCAAAGCGCUCGCCGACAGUUCCGGCGGUCGCGCUCGACCUAGCAAGACGUCGAAAAAGCUGAUGUUGGCCCCCCAGCAGACGGCGGCUGAAAUGGUGUUCAUCCAACCCUACGAAUGCUCUGAAUGCUCCCUUCUUUUCCAGACCCCGGAGGACUUCCUCCAACACCAGGGGGAGCACUACCUGGGUCAGGACAAAGAGAGCUCGGAAGCGGGGCUAAUGAACAGCCUUGAGGAAGCCCGAGGAUGCGAAGGAAUGCCGGACAAGAUCAACUACUCGGUAGCGCCACAGAAGCAAGUCAUAUUGGCGGAGAAGAAAAACGCAGUUUUGUCUAAGCCCCAACAGUGCACACUGUGCUGUCGCACCUUCAGCUCAGUCAACCGCCUCAAAGCCCACCAACGCGUUCACGAGCAGGGCACGCACGAAUGCACCGAGUGCGGUAGGGUCUUCAAAAAGGACAGUUCGUUGCAGGCCCAUCUGCGCACCCAUUUGGGCGUCAACAGAUAUCUGUGCGUGGACUGCGGCCAAGGGUUCACUACGGAGAUGACUCUCAUUAUGCACAGGAAGUCGCACACAGCAAACCCUCUUCACAAGUGCCAGUUCUGCAACAAAACCUUUACCAACAUGACCAAGUACCUUUAUCACCGGCGGACACAUGUCAACCUCAACACCGGUGGCCCGAACGCCAGCACCACCACCACGGUUAACACUGCUCUACCAAGAGCCUCUCUCUCCACUCUAGCCAUCUUGCAGCGAGCCAGAGAGAAGAAAAACUCUCAGAUGAUGGCCCCGCUGUCCGAGGAGGAGAUGGAAAGCAUAAAUGAGAACUCUCAGAUGAUGGCCCCGCUCUCUGAGGAGGAGAUGGAAAGCAUAAACCAGGGCGCUAAGGAUGCGAGCGAGGAUGUUCAAGAAAAAAAGAGCGAGCUGCACGCCGACACAGAACCCGCAGAAGUCGCGUCUGGCGAGGCCGAAAGCGCCGCGCUCGCUUUGUCUGACAAAGGCGCAUUCGCUUGUCGCUCCUGUCCGAAGAUUUACCCUUCUCAGCAGCACCUCCUCCAGCACGGGCGGACGUCGCACACGCCCGAACGCAGCUUCUUGUGCGGCGUCUGCGGCAAGGCCUUCAAGAAAAAGAUCCACGUGCGCAACCACGUCCGCACGCACACAGGCGAGCGGCCCUUCAAGUGCGGCGACUGCGGUAAAGGCUUUUCAUCUCUCGCCAACCUCACCCGCCACAACUUGAUCCACACGGGCGUGCGACCGUACCGCUGUGACGUGUGCCAGCGCGCCUUCUCGCAGUCGUCCAACUUGCGUCAGCACAGAUUGUUGCACGCCGUGGGCAGAAACGGGGGGCUCAAGUGUCCCGACUGCCCCGCCGCCUUCCGCUGGCCCACUAAGCUAGCUGCGCAUCGUUUCACGCAACAUCCUGGAUCCCCCGCGCCCUUUCCCUGUCCCCACUGCGAGGUCGGCUUCCUCGCCAAGAAGCAACUCGACGCGCACUGCUCCAACAAACAUCCAGGCGCGCUUUUAGAAUCUGAGCCGUCCACUUCCACCGCAGAACGGCCCGGCCUUCCGAUUCAAGGCGGCCUGGACUGCGACGUCUGCGGUAAGAAGCUCAACUCCCCGGCCAAUCUGCGGCUCCACAAGCUGAGCCACCCCGGGCCGAGGCAGACCCGUGGCAAAUUUGCAAAAUCCCACCCGUGUCCAGUUUGCGGCAAAUUGUUCGUCUCCUCUUCGGGCGUGGCGCUGCACCAGCGGGUGCACACGGGGGAGCGGCCCUUCCCGUGCCAGGUGUGCGGAAAGCGUUUCCGCCAGAGCACGCACCUUCGCGAGCACCUGCGCACUCACACGGGCGUGCGGCCCUUCUGCUGCGAGAUGUGCGGCAAGAGCUUCAUCCAGAGCAUGCACCUCGUCGAACACCGUCGCACGCACACGGGGGAGCGGCCUCACAUCUGCCCGCACUGCGGCAAGGCUUUCAAGACUUUCUCCAACCUCAGGAACCACAAGAAGACACACAAUCGCCUGCCAAAGCGGGAACGGGAGGCCGACGCCAAAGCUGCCGCAGCCUUGGAGGUUUCCGCAGUGGAACUCCCCAAGGGCCAGCAGCACCAGAUCAUCCAGAUCACAUCUUCAGACAUUCAGCAGGGCACCAACACCAUCAUGUGCAACGAGUUCGGGGAGACCAUCGCGAUCAUCGAGAGCAGCGAGGGCACGGCGCUGCCUCUUGAGCAGGCCCUGGAGAUCUUUCAGACGGCCCUGGAGAACGGCCUGGACGGACUACAAAUGCUCUGA
Molecule: messenger RNA, 2937 nt
Organism: Nerophis lumbriciformis (worm pipefish)
Lineage: Eukaryota; Metazoa; Chordata; Actinopteri; Syngnathiformes; Syngnathidae
Source: RefSeq, a predicted model, not a curated record